Myzus persicae (green peach aphid) is the source of this 1356-nucleotide messenger RNA. RefSeq lists its product as uncharacterized. The transcript has 3 exons. NCBI's taxonomy places the organism in Eukaryota, Metazoa, Arthropoda, Insecta, Hemiptera, Aphididae. Bases 1 to 1356 code for a protein of 451 amino acids. The record is from RefSeq and is a predicted model, not a curated record.
AUGAAUUCAUAUAAUUUCAAUCUUACCAUAGUUUUGAUUCUUGAUGACCUGAGAGAAGGUUUUCCUUGUGCUUUCAUGAUAAGUAAUAGGGUCGAUGAAGGUGUAUUAAAAAUUUUAUUUUCUCAGAUCAGAGCUCUUACCGGACAAAUUGAGCCAAAAGUAUUUAUGUUUGAUAUGGCCAAAUGUUUUUUUAAUGCAUGGUUGGUUGAAAUGAAACAACCAAAAUUUAGACUAUAUUGUACAUGGCACGUAGAUAGAGCAUGGAGGAAAAAUUUGACUAAAGUUAAAUCUAAGGAAAAACAAGCCGAAGUUUACAAAAUUGUAAGAACAUUAUUGCAUGAACAAGACGCUAAAGCAUUUGAAAACAUUUUUGAAAGUGCUAUUAAUCAAAUGUCAGCUGAUGAACAAACAUGUGAAUUUGCUAACUAUUUCGGAAAAAAGGUAAAGCGCCUUGACAAGUCUUUAUAUGCUUUGAUGAAGUUUAUUCGAGAUCGUUCUAUAGAUAGAUUAAUUGUGAUCCAUAAAGGAAAAAUCACAUUGAAAAUAAAAGAACUGCGUAAAAGGCACAAACACAGUCUAGAAAUGUCACAUGAAAUGGUUAUGAAAACAACAGAAGAUAGUUGGGACAUCAUGUCCGAAAAAUAUGGUGAAAUGUAUACAGUGAACAGACUUAAAAUGUCCUGUGAUUGUCAAAUACAAUGCCAAGACUGUCUUUCUUGCAUUCAUUGUCAUACAUACUCUUGUAUAGAUAGUGCAAUUAAGUGGAAUAUGUGCAAACAUAUUCAUCUAGUUUGCCAAUUUCAAUAUAGUAUAAGAAAUCAAGAAAAUAUUAAAAUGUUAACAAACUGUUUAGUUGUGAACAACAACUUAAACAACAUGCCUAACACAGACGGUGAGCAUAACAACGAAACUUCCAAUAUUUUAAGUCAAUUAAAUAACUCAGCCAUUACAAGCCAGCUAUCACUAGAAUUGGAAAAAAGGAAACUACAAGAGUCAUUCAAUAAAGUGUUGAAUGAAAUAUCUACCAUUGAAGAACUAAAUGUCUUAAAAAAAUCUUUUUUACCCAUAAUACCGACAUUAACAGCAAUAAGAAAUAAUUCAAAUACACCAACCUUAAAAAGAAAAACUUCUCAGACAUCACCAACAAAUAAAAAAAUCAUACCACAACGCCGUUUAUACUCGACCAAGAAACCAAGGAAAGUAUUGGGAAAGGUGAUCGGCGCCUUUUGCGAUUUAUGUGACGGUGAAAAUAAUAAUGAAUAUUCUUGUGUUGGCGGCACUACAGGGUCUUUAAUAAGACAUUUACAAAAUGUUCAUGGUAUUGCACCACCAGAUGAGUCAGUAAGAAAGAGGUAA